GAGCCGUCCACCCGCCUGCCUGCCAAGGAGGAAGCCUGGGGCCUGGGGGGCCCGGAGGCCCCGCUGCCUGGACUUGGCCCGUAUGGACGGACUGCCUGGCCGCCAUGGCCCUGGGUCCCCAGGGCUUGGUGCUGGAGUCUGGCGAGGCCUUCUUGGGCAGCUUUGUGGCCAGCGGGAUGGGGCCGUCGGCCUCUUCCCAUGGGAGCCCGGUGCCCCUGCCCUCUGACCUCUCCUUCCGCUCCCCCACCCCCAGCAACCUGCCCAUGGUGCAGCUGUGGGCGGCCCAUGCCCAUGAAGGAUUUUCUCACCUGCCCAGCGGGCUAUACCCAUCCUACCUCCACCUAAACCACCUGGAGCCCCCAAGCAGCGGGAGCCCCCUCCUCAGCCAGCUGGGCCAGCCCAGCAUUUUCGAUACCCAGAAAGGUCAGAGGGCAGGACGGGACCCCGAGAGGCCCGAGAGCGCCAAGGCCUUCGGUCGCGAGGGCUCCGGUGCCCAGGGUGAGGCGGAGGUGCGACAUCCGCCCGUGGGCAUUGCGGUGGCUGUGGCCCGGCAGAAGGACAGUGGCGGCAGUGGCCGGCUGGGGCCUGGGUUGGCCGACCAGGAGCGCUCCCUGUCGCUGAGCAAUGUCAAAGGGCACGGCCGGGCCGACGAGGGCUGUGGGGAUGAGCGGGCCAGGCAGCGGGAGGAGCGGCUGCUGGGGGCACGGCUGGACCGGGACCAGGAGAAGCUGCUCAGAGAAAGUAAGGAGCUGGCCGACCUGGCCCGCCUGCACCCCACCAGCUGUGCUGCUAAUGGCCUGAACCCUAACCUCAUGGUGACUGGGGGUCCGGCUCUGGGGGGCUCGGGUCGCUGGUCUGCCGACCCUGCAGCCCAUCUGGCCACACACCCCUGGCUGCCCCGCUCAGGCAGCACCUCCAUGUGGCUGGCUGGACACCCCUAUGGCUUGGGCCCCCCGUCUCUGCACCAGGGCAUGGCGCCUGCCUUCCCACCCGGUCUGGGGGGCUCCCUGCCGUCGGCCUACCAGUUCGUCAGGGACCCCCAGUCGGGCCAGCUGGUGGUCAUUCCCAGCGAUCACUUGCCUCACUUUGCGGAGCUGAUGGAGCGGGCCGCGGUGCCGCCGCUCUGGCCUGCCCUGUACCCGCCGGGCCGCAGCUCCCUGCACCAUGCCCAGCAGCUGCAGCUCUUUUCCCAGCAGCACUUCUUGCGGCAGCAGGAGUUCCUGUACCUGCAGCAGCAGGCGGCCCAGGCCCUGGAACUGCAGAGGAGUGCCCAGCUGGUGCAGGAGCGGCUGAAGGCCCAGGAGCAGCGGGUGGAGAUGGAGGAGAAGGUGAGCAAGCGGAGCCUGGAGGCCUCGGGCAAGGCUGGCCUGGCCACCACGGGCCCUGGGCUGCUGCCUCGGAAGCCCCCUGGCCUGGCUGCCGGCCCUGCAGGCACCUAUGGCAAGGCCAUGAGCCCACCGCCAUCUCCCCGUGCGUCCCCUGUGGCUGCCCUGAAGGCUAAGGUCAUCCAGAAGCUGGAGGAUGUGUCCAAACCGCCCACCUACGCCUACCCCGCCACGCCCAGCUCCCACCCCACCAGCCCACCGCCAGCCUCCCCGCCGCCCACCCCUGGCAUCACCCGCAAGGAAGAGGCCCCCGAGAACGUUGUGGAGAAGAAGGACUUAGAAUUGGAGAAGGAAGCCCCCAGCCCCUUCCAGGCCUUGUUCUCAGAUAUCCCACCCAGGUACCCGUUUCAAGCCCUGCCGCCACACUACGGGAGGCCCUACCCAUUCCUGCUGCAGCCCACAGCAGCCGCCGAUGCCGAUGGCCUGGCCCCUGACGUGCCACUGCCGGCUGAUGGGCCUGAGCGCCUGGCGCUCUCGCCUGAAGACAAGCCCAUACGCUUGUCCCCCUCCAAGAUCCCAGAGCCGCUGCAGGAGGUCCCGGACGAAGAGCCGCUGGUGGACCGGGAGGUGAAGGCGGAGGUGGAGGACAUGGACGAAGGCCCUGCAGAGCUGCCCUCCCUGGAGUCCCCGCUGACCCUGCCCCCCGAGGAAGCUCUGGCAGCCCCGAGCCCGGUGGACAGCUGUGGCGGUGGCCUGCUGGAGGCCCAGGUGCUGAGUGCCGGCAGCCAGGGGCCCACGGAGCCCUCCGGGUGCCCAGACUUUGCGGAGGGGCCUGAGGCGUGUGUUGAUUCCCCGGGCCGGACAGAAUCCUGUGCAGCUGCCCCGGACCUGGGGGGGCGGCUGACGCCUGAGACGCUGGUGGAGGCCAAGGAGGAGCCAGUGGAGGUGCCCGUUGAUGUGCCCAUGGCUGUGCCCAUGGCAGAGGCGGUACCCGAGGAAGACCUGGCCCAGGUGGCCCCAAGCGAGCCCCGGCCCAGCUUGGAACCACCGGACUGUGAUGUGCCAGCCGAGGAGGGAGAGUGCUUGAGCCUGGAGGCCCGGGAGGCCACACCUGUGCCAAGCAGCACCUGCUUCCUGGAGGAGGCAGGCUCUGACCAGUUCCUGCCCACCCUGGAGGACCCCCUGGCCGGCAUGAAUGCCCUGGCGGCGGCGGCAGAGCUGCCCCAGGCCAGGCCCCUGCCCUCCCCGGGCACUGGAGCCCAGGCCCUGGAGAAGCUGGAGGCGGCCCAGAGCCUGGUCCUUGAGCAGAGCUUCCUGCAUGGCAUCACCCUGCUGAGUGAGAUCGCUGAGCUGGAGCUGGAGAAGCGGAGCCAGGAGGUGUCAGGUGCAGAGCGGGGCCUGGUGGUGCGGCCCUCACUGGAGAGCCUGCUGGCGGCCAGCAGCCACAUGCUGAAGGAAGUGCUGGACGGCCCAUUUGUGGAUCCACUCAAGAACCUGCGGCUUCCACGGGAGCUGAACCCCAACAAGAAGUACAGCUGGAUGCAGAAGAAAGACGAGCGGAUGUACGCUAUGAAGUCAUCCUUGGAGAACAUGGACGCCAUGGAGCUGGACUUCCGGAUGCGGCUGGCAGAGGUCCAGCGGCAGUACAAGGAGAAGCAGCGGGAGCUGGUGAAGCUGCAGAGACGCCGUGAUUCCGAGGACAGGCGCGAGGAACCCCAUAGAAGCUUGGCACGCAGAGGCCCUGGCAGGCCGCGGAAACGGACCCACGCCCUGAGCGCACUGUCGCCCCCCCGCAAGAGAGGGAAGAGCCGCAUCAGUAGCGGAAAGCUGAGCAGCAAGCCCCUGCUGACAUCAGACAACUACGAGCUGGGAGCGGGGAUGAGGAAGAGACAUAAGGGGCCCGAGGAGGACCACGAUGCCCUCAGUGGAACGGGGAAAGCUAGGGGGAGGAACCAGCCUUGGGAUGAGCACGAAGCCUCUUCAGACUUCAUGAGUCAGCUAAAGAUUAAGAAGAAGAAGAUGGCCAGCGACCAGGAGCAGUUGGCAAGCAAGCUGGACAAAGCCCUCUCCCUCACAAAGCAGGACAAGUUGAAGUCUCCCUUCAAGUUCUCGGACAGUUCUGGGGGGAAAUCAAAACCGAGCGGGGGCUGCGGCAGGUUCCUGACGCCCUACGACAGCCUGCUGGGCAAGAACAGGAAGGCGCUGGCCAAAGGCCUCAGCCUGUCUCUGAAAGCUUCCCGAGAAGGUAAACACAAAAGGGCCGCCAAAGCCAGGAAGAUGGAGGUGGGCUUCAAGGCCAGAGGCCAGCCCAAGUCGGCCCACUCUCCGUUCGCCUCGGAAGUGAGCAGCUACUCCUACAAUACGGACUCAGAGGAGGAGGAAGAAUUCCUAAAGGAUGAGUGGUCUGUCCAAGGCCCCUCCAGCUCCAAACUGUCGUCUUCGCUCCUGUGCGGCAUGGUGGCGAAGAACAGCAAGCCAGCUGGAGGCCCCAAGCUGACCAAGAGGGGUCUGGCGGCCGCCCGGACUCUGAAGCCCAAGCCAGCCGCCAGCAGGAAGCAGCCGUUUUGUUUGCUGCUUCAAGAGGUCGAGGCCCGUUCCUCCUUCAGCGAUUCUUCGGAGGACUCGUUUGACCAAGAUGAGAGCUCCGAGGAGGAGGACGAGGAGGAUGAGCUGGAGGAGGAGGAGGACGAGGCCACCGGUGGCUAUAGGCUGGGGGCCCGGGAGCGGGCCCUGUCGCCAGGCCUGGAGGAGAGUGGGCUGGGCCUGCUGGCCCGCUUUGCAGCCAGCGCCCUCCCCAGCCCCACAGUGGGGCCAUCCCUGUCAGUGGUACAGCUGGAGGCCAAGCAAAAGGCCCGGAAGAAGGAGGAGCGGCAGAGCCUGAUGGGCACGGAGCUGGAGUACACCGACUCGGAGAGCGAGGUCAAGGUGCGGAAGCGGUCGCCCGCAGGGCUGCUGCGAACCAGAAAUACUUGCCGGGGGUGGGAGGGUGUUUCGUUCCUCUCUUGUGAGGGUGAGCAGUGGGACCUGGGCCUCCCCUGCCCUCUGACAGCCACUCUGUUGCUCCCUCCCCAGAAGAAGAAGGGGAAGGAGGCAGGGUCUGGAGGCUCACUGCCCCCGCCCCGCGGCCCCGCCCUGGCCCCUGAGGCCCGGGCCCCUCACACCAGCUCCCCAGCCGCUGCCAAGAGGAGCAAGGCCAAGGCCAAAGGGAAGGAGGUGAAAAAGGAGAACCGGGGGAAGGGGGGAGCCGUGAGCAAGCUCAUGGAGAGCAUGGCUGCCGAGGAGGACUUUGAACCCAACCAAGACUCAAGCUUCUCUGAGGACGAGCAUCUGCCACGUGGCGGGACUGUGGAGCGGCCACUAACUCCGGCCCCUCGCUCCUGCAUCAUCGACAAGGACGAGCUGAAGGAUGGCUUGCGCGUGCUCAUCCCCAUGGACGACAAGCUGCUGUAUGCGGGGCACGUGCAGACCGUGCACUCGCCGGACAUAUACCGUGUGGUGGUGGAGGGUGAACGCGGGAACCGGCCCCACAUCUAUUGCCUGGAGCAGCUGCUGCAGGAGGCGAUCAUCGACGUGAGGCCAGCCUCCGCUCGCUUCUUGCCGCAAGGGACCAGGAUCGCAGCCUACUGGAGCCAGCAGUACCGCUGCCUCUACCCGGGCACCGUGGUCCGAGGCUUGCUGGGCCUCGAGGAUGACGGGGACCUGAUUACCGUGGAGUUCGAUGACGGGGACACUGGGAGGAUCCCCCUCUCCCACAUCCGCCUCCUGCCUCCUGACUAUAAGAUCCAGUGUGCUGAGCCGUCCCCGGCCCUCCUGGUGCCGAGCGCCAAGCGCCGCAGCCGGAAGACCAGCAAGGACACUGGGGACAGCAAAGAUGGGGCCACGCCCGGGUCCGAGGAGUCCGGUGCCAAGGCGCGGGGGCGCGGACGGAAACCCAGCACCAAAGCCAAGAGCGACAGAGCUGCUGUCCUGGAGGAGGGGGGCUCAGCGGAUGAGGUCCCCAGUACCCCUUUGGCCUUGGAGCCAAUCAGCACCCCAAGUUCCAAGAAGAGCCCCCCAGAACCCGUGGACAAGCGGGCCAAAGCCCCCAAGGCUCGCCCAGCACCGCCACAGCCAAGCCUCGUGCCAUCCACCUUCGCCAGCUGCCCGGCUCCAGAGCCCUUUGGGGAGCUGCCGGGGCCCCGCAGCCCUGGCUCCGCCCCGCUCGUCACCAUGCCCGCUACCUGCUUUGUGGCAGCCCCAUUGUGCGAGGCAGCGAGGGGACGUGGAGUGAUGUGCUCUGUCCAGAGACGCAGCCAUGAGCCCCUUGGAUUCAUGGCCCGUGUCUCCUCCCUGGACCUCCCUGUCUGGAAAUUGGGGGUCAGCAGGGGCCGGCUGUGCCUCAAGGGCUGGCAUCAGGCCCCAGCGGGAGGGGUGGGGAUUCUGCUGGGACAUCCGCGGGCUCUUACCAGCCUUGGGGGCCAACACUGUCCCCAAGAGCGGCAGACUCCUGCGUUUACGGGAAGCCCCUAUUGGAGGCCCCAUCUGCCCUGGGUAUGGACAAGGGCUCCCCAGUUAGAGUACGCAGGGGGUGUCUUGCCCUCCUGCCCGCCCCUGCGAGGCCCCAGGGUUUGGGGAGGGGCUCCUGGGCCUGACCCCUCCGCCCGCCCGCAGCGCCGCGGCAUGAAAGGCAAGGCCCGCAAGCUCUUCUACAAGGCCAUCGUGCGCGGCAAGGAGAUGAUCCGCAUCGGGGACUGCGCCGUGUUCCUGUCGGCCGGCCGCCCCAACCUGCCCUACAUUGGCCGCAUCCAGAGCAUGUGGGAGUCGUGGGGCAGCAACAUGGUCGUCCGCGUCAAGUGGUUCUACCACCCGGAGGAGACCAGCCCCGGCAAGCGCCUCCACGAGGGCCAGCACUGGGACCAGAAGUCUGGCCGCAGCCUCCCCGCGGCCCUGCGGGCCUCCAGCCAGAGGAAGGAUUUCAUGGAGCGCGCCCUGUACCAGUCCUCCCACGUGGAUGAGAACGACGUGCAGACAGUGUCGCACAAGUGCCUGGUGGUGGGCCUGGAGCAGUACGAGCAGAUGCUCAAGACCAAGAAGUACCAGGACAGCGAGGGCCUGUACUACCUCGCGGGCACCUACGAGCCCACCACGGGCAUGAUCUUCUCCACCGACGGCGUACCUGUGCUCUGCUGAGCGCACUGCCCGCUGCCUUGCGCCCGAGGGCCAUCGGGCCACCACCAUCACUGCCACGGCUUGGGGCCACGUGCGUUGGUUGUGUGCAUGCAAGUGUGCCCGUGGACGCCCUGGCACGUGUGUACAUGUGUGUGCCCGUAUGCAUGCACGUGUGUGCGCACGUGUGCACACGUCUCCAGACCCCCUCCCGCAACCCCUCGGUGCCCCCAGACAGGGGCUCCUCUCAGCUAUCAGGGUAUGGCUCUGCCGGCCCCCCAGGGGCCCCCCCACCUUGUAAGCACUUGGCCGGGCUGGGCCCCCAGGACCCCGGUGCCCCCAGGCUGAUGCCGACUGGGAUUCAGAGGGGAGGGGGUUUCCAAGGAACCAAACUGACGCUGGCUCGGGGGGUCCCCGCUGCUUGUGGGUCCUCCCCAUGCCCGGCCCCCUCAGCAUGGAGCCCACCCCCAAGCCUCCCGCCGUGGGACAGGGGCAGCCCCACACCUGCCAGCCUCACUGACUGGGCCAGGCCUGCUCUGGGCGCUGCCAGAGGCCCGGCCUCCACCCUCUCAGGAUGGCCUGGACUCGGGGAACAGAGCCAGGUGGGGGUGGGGCCCAGGAGCACCGGCCUGGCACCAGGUGGAGGGGCUGCGCGCCCUGAGGCCCCACCCGCCGGCCCAGACCCUCACACUACAGACAACCCCGAUGGUGCUGAAACCCUCAUCCCGGCCCCGGCCAGCCCGGAGGGAGGCGGCAGUUCUUAACCUGUACAGUUUUAUUGUACCAAGAGACUCUCCCCCCUGUAUCAUAACGCCUUUAAAUGGAGUCAACUUUUUAAUUAUAUAUAUAAAGAUAAAUAUAUAUAAAUAUAUAUAAAUAUAAACUUUUUAAAACUGUGAAAAAAUAGCUAUGAAAUUAUAAAAAAAAAAGCGAACACAUUCUGACGUGCAGAAUAUUAUUUUUUAUUUCCUGUUAGAUUGUGAGUGUCUAGCACCCAGCUUCACGGCCCCUUGUCCCAAGCGCACCCCCCCCGCUCCCCCGGCCCAGGUGCACUGUACUUGCCCCCAGGAUGGAGAAGGACUCAAGAGCAGAGGCUGAGGGAGGCGGAGAGGGAGCCGGCCGAGGGCUCGGCCCACGAAAGCACUUAGCAGCCCCCGCGCCUCCCAGGGGACGGGAGGCCUCGUCCAGACAAUCUUAAGGGAAGGAAAAGCCAGACUUUGGUUUCGUUUUUUGGGGGAAUUAUCGUUUUCCUUUUUUUUUAAGUUUCUUUUGGAAUUUUUUGUUUGUUGGCGGAUUCUGUGUGAUCUUUUUCAUAAAAAAAA
Vicugna pacos (alpaca) is the source of this 7792-nucleotide messenger RNA. NCBI's taxonomy places the organism in Eukaryota, Metazoa, Chordata, Mammalia, Artiodactyla, Camelidae. The record is from RefSeq and is a predicted model, not a curated record.